Messenger RNA from Hyalella azteca, 508 nucleotides. RefSeq lists its product as uncharacterized. Bases 48 to 491 code for a protein of 147 amino acids. The record is from RefSeq and is a predicted model, not a curated record. NCBI's taxonomy places the organism in Eukaryota, Metazoa, Arthropoda, Malacostraca, Amphipoda, Hyalellidae. The transcript is spliced from 3 exons.
AAUUACGCUAAUAAUUUUAAAGCAAUCAAAAGAAGAAGGGCUAAAUAAUGGGUAUAAAGAUAAGUCUUACGAAGUUCCUACUUGUGACCGCGCUAAGUACAGUUGCGGGUGACAUAUACGACGCGCCACAGGAAGGUAUAGCGCUGUCGGCUCCCACCGUCAAGAUGUCCAACAUGACGCUCUGCCACUGCAAGGUUCGGUGCGCAGUGCUUAUCAACUGCACUGCACUGUCGUUUGACUCCAACACUGAUGAGUGCGCGAUGACUGACACUGCACCGACUGCCACGAGGACCAAGGAGGCGUCACACAGUCAAACUUGGUUUAAAGCUGACGCAUCGAGCAGCACCGCGAGUGCAGCAGCAACGGUACCCACGGUACAAACUGUACCCACGGUACAAACUGUGCCCACGGUACAAACUGUGCCCACGGUACAAACUGUGCCCACGGUGGCAACGACCGCAGGGACUCUCCUCGGGCUCGGGUUGGGAUAAGCAUACGAGAAAAAGCU